AAAAUUGCAGUUAAGAUGAAAAAUUUACAAUUCGUGAUUUUUGUGCUUUUUGCUCUCUGCGGUGGAAGUUUAGCUAGAAUUAUUGCGGUGCUUACAAUGCCACAAGCACCUCCAUUUCUUUCUGAAGAUAAAACUAGUGAAAACCAUGGAUUAGUUCGAGCAAAACGACAAUAUGGAUUUGGGCCAUUUGGACAGAGUUCUGCUUUUGCAAAUGCGAAUGCAUUUAAUCAACAGUUUGGACCACAAGGUUUUGGAAGCAGUGCAUCUAUAGCUGGUGCUCAAAGUUUCAAUAAUCAAGGUCCAUUUGGUGGAUUCGGUGCAUCCGCUGCUAAUUCACAGUCUCAAGGAUUCAAUUGUGGCUAUUCUGGAUGUUCAGGUUCUCUUGGAUUCAGUGGUAGUCAAACAUAUAACCUUCCCGGUGGAAAGAGUGUUGCAUUCUCUCUUGGACGUGGCGUUAGUUUUGCACCUGGACAAGCACCUUCCGUUUCAAACAGCAAUAGCUUAACGUAUACUCGAUAAAUUUUGAAAAUUGAACUUAGAAAAUAUUAAAUUAAUUUAUUGUUGUGAUUUGAGUAUUUGAAAAUAUACUUUAUAGUUUUUGAGACAAUUUUUAAAGAUUU
Chironomus riparius is the source of this 620-nucleotide messenger RNA. Lineage: Eukaryota; Metazoa; Arthropoda; Insecta; Diptera; Chironomidae. The record is from the annotation of a GenBank genome assembly.